Molecule: messenger RNA, 1308 nt
Organism: Malus domestica (apple)
Lineage: Eukaryota; Viridiplantae; Streptophyta; Magnoliopsida; Rosales; Rosaceae
Product: binding partner of ACD11 1-like
Molecular function (GO): RNA binding
Source: RefSeq, a predicted model, not a curated record
UUUUACGAAAAAAGAACCUUUUUGGCUUUAUGAUUAUUCUACCCAACAGAAAACUAGAUCAUUCCCCGCCAAUCGGAUCGUAAAGGUCUCCGACGGCGGCACAAAGGGAUUAGCCCACGCUCCUCCAACGGCAAUCGAACGCCACGCUCCUCUUCUUCUUCGUUGGAGCCUCUCACAGUGCUCCCGAUUCAAGAACUGGUUCUCUCAAUCCGGUUUUUUCGGGAAAAUGUAUCCGGGUGGUUACACCGCUGAAGUUACAAGUUUGUCCCCUAAAGCUACAGAGGAGGAUGUUUACAAUUUUUUCGGUCAUUGUGGUGCAGUUGAGCAUGUUGAAAUCAUCAGAUCCGGUGAAUAUGCCUCUACUGCAUAUGUGACAUUCAGAGAUGCUUUUGCUCUGCAAACUGCGAUAUUACUCAGCGGAGCUAGGAUCGUAGAUCAAUGUGUAUGCAUAACAAGUUGGGGAAGUUAUAUCGAUGAAUCCGAUGCUUGGAACGGUUCUACUUAUCCCGAAGGCAAUACUAGCUCAACGACUUAUCACUCGAGUCAGUUCGUCUCUACCCCCGGAGAAGCAGUAACGGUAGUCAAAACACUGGCAUCCAAGGGAUAUGUUUUGGGAAAAGACGCAUUAACCAAGGCCAAAGCUUUCGACGAGUCCCAUCAACUCUCAGCAACUGCAGCAGCCAAGGUUUGUGAGCUCAGCGACAGAAUCGGCCUCACUGAAAAAAUUCACGCAGGCAGGGAAGUUGUCAAAACCGUGGACGAGAAGUUCCAUGUUUCGGAUAUCACCAAAUCAGCUGCAACCGUUACUGGAACGGCGGUGGUGGUGGCAGCUACGUAUACUGGGGAAGCAGCUGUGGCAGCAGGAAGCGCUGUGGUCAACAGCAGCUACUUUGCUAAGGGAGCUCUUUGGUUUUCAGAUGUAUUGACUCGUGCAAGCAAAGCUGCAGCUGAUUUGGGUAGUCAUGGCGGUAACUAAUCUCCAACAUUUGUCUAGAACGUUUUGUGUCUACCGAUUUCUCUCCAAAUAAAUCAACUUUUGUUACAUGCCAACCUAGGUUAGAAAUUGUUGUGAAGAAAAACUUCGAUUUUCCUUCUUUACGAGGUACUGAGGUAUUGUUGGUGUUUAAAGUCGUACUGUACUCACAUGCAAGUGUUUAGUGUUGAAAGUGACGUGUAAUGUACCACUCCGAUAUGUAAAAAGCGUUGUACUUGAUACUUAUUAAGAACACAUACUGAAGAAAAACCGGAAAAUUUUAGCUAUCUCGUGCCGGACCAAUACAGAAUGAGGCCUAAGCCCAAAGUUACAAA